AUAUGUUACCUCAAAUAUUCAGGAUGUUCCUUUAAAACAAAACGCAUAUGGAAUUAUGAUCAUGUGCAUGACGUCAGGGGGGUGAUUAAAUAUUUAUAGCUGGUAGCCUAAGUGCAUAUAUCCUCACAACUUCUUUGUGAAAGGAAAAGCGGUGGGCUGAGCAUCGAAAUCCCCUCGGAGGCGAGCAGAAUAAUCACACUGGUGGGACACAGGACGCAUUGGACUUUUUUUUCCCUCCUCACUAUCGACACACAACAAGGAGAAGCAGGAUAAAGAUGGGCGUCAAAUUCCCAUGGGAUUCGUUUUAAGACAGUUAUUGAUCCAAAUGACUCACUUCAAACUACUUAAGAAAAACUUGUUUAAAAAGGAGGACUGACCCAUUUCUUCCCUUGGCAGCGGCUGUAAUCAUAUUCUGCUCCAAGUUUUCUGGCACAGUUCAGCAGCCUAUGAAAAGGAAUAAUGCGACUUACGCGAGGUUGAUGCCUCCGAGAAGCCACCCCUAUCCUCAUGUGCCCGUCUGUCUGACUUUAGAACCUGUUAUUGCCAGACUCCGACCGCAGACAAAGAGAGGAGGAAGACUCCGAUGGAAAAUCAUGCAGCACUUUGAACCCAUGGAGACAUGGCACAUAGGUUCCUCUCACCUACUAAUAGAUUCAGCGCCAGAUUCGCCUUCAUAUUCACUGUGUCACUGUCCUGCACCUACUUAUGCUACAGUAUUAUUUUCUGUCGCAGCACAAUCAUGACAAACCAGGGUUACGAGGGGAAAAGAUGCCCGCCGACCAAGAACGCGGGAGGGAAGAAACUUCUUGGAAAAUUAGACAAUUGCGCUUCGCUGGAAGUGAGGUCCGCUCUGGAUGAGUCUGCUGCCCAGCGGGGCUCAAGUGAUCUCCGCGACCAAAGUAAAGCCCCUGCUUCGUCUGGAAGUCACUGGGCUGACAUGAAGUUGAGAAACAUGAGCGUUGCGCAAAAAUAUGGGAAUAAGAAGUUGCCUAAUGCGCUGAUAGUCGGUGUAAAGAAAGGAGGCACCAGGGCGGUGCUGGAGUUCAUCCGGAUACAUCCAGAUGUGCGCGCACUUGGAACAGAGCCGCACUUUUUCGACAGAAACUAUGACAGAGGACUUGACUGGUACAGGGGACUAAUGCCACGUACACUAGACAGCCAGAUCACAUUAGAGAAGACACCCAGCUACUUUGUCACCAGAGAGGCACCCAGACGCAUCUCCAGCAUGUCCCAUGAGACCAAACUGAUCGUUGUGGUGCGUAACCCAGUCACAAGAGCCAUCUCUGACUACACACAGACUCUUUCAAAGAAGCCAGACAUCCCUACGUUUGAAGAGCUGGCCUUUAAGAACAGAAGCCAGGGUAUCGUGGACACUUCCUGGAACGCCAUACGGAUCGGGAUGUACAUUCUGCACCUGGAGAACUGGCUGCAGUACUUUCGCCUGUCGCAGAUGCACUUUGUGAGCGGGGAGCGGCUGAUCACAGAUCCGGCAGGGGAAAUGGGCCGUGUUCAGGACUUUCUAGGACUGAAACGAAUAAUCACGGACAAGCACUUCUACUUUAAUCGAACCAAAGGCUUCCCCUGUCUGAAGAAGCCAGAGAGCAGCAGCCAGCCACGCUGCCUGGGCAAAUCCAAGGGCAGGACUCACGUACAGAUCGAACAGGAGGUCAUAGAGCAGCUGCAGGAGUUUUAUAGGCCAUUUAAUAUCAAAUUCUUUGAAACUGUGGGGCAAGACUUCAAGUGGGAUUGAGAGUGCCAUACAGAAACAGUGCUGUUUUUUAAAAUGGCUACCUCUGGAGAGAAGUAUAAAUGAGGGUAUCUUCAACAAAGGUUUAUUGAGCUAUGUAUACACCGACAAAAUAAGACAGGAAAAUAUACUACUCAUUAAAAUAUAAUCAUAUCAAUGGUUUCACAUCAUGUUCGGUUUUAGGUUGGGUCAUUCUGAUAAGUGCCAUUUCUUUAAAGAUAUAUAUACAAAACUAAGUUUCUUUACCAUAAACAUGACAUAUGAAUUCAUCAACAGCCAACAAGCAUUUAUACAUUAACCAAGUCAUUACCCAGCAUCAUUACAAUGCUGUUCUGUCAUUUAGCCAAACCAGACCUACAUUUAAGGAGCUGUACAUAACAUUCAAAGCUAUAAUUCAGAGUCUGAUUCAGGCUGUCUGCACACGCCUCUCUACAUAGAAAAGGCUGAACAAAUGGUGAGCAACUAACAGUGCUAACUCCAGAAACAAAGCUACUAACAACAGUGCUGACAAAGCUAACAUUAGCCCCUUUUCCACCGCAGGAACUUUUCUCAUUUACCCGGGAUUUUGAAAAACCUUUGUGCGUUUCCACUGAAAUUACCCAGGUAAAAAAACUUUCCCUCAACCCCAAACUUACCCUGGAAAAAGUACCUAGUAGGGGGGUAGGACUUUUCAGAUUACCUGGAAUUCUUGAGGGGCGGGGCUGUGUGCUUCCUGGCAUGGGCAGCCGCUGCAAACUUUAUUUCAUUUCUACAAGCUUCACUUCAUUUCUGUUUUGAUUAAGGAUGGGUACCGAAACCCGGUACUAAAUUAGCACUGGGGCUAAAUUAUCAAAGACCGUAGUAUUGAUAUGCUCUAACGGUAUCGGUUCUUUUGUGCUGGCGCUGAACUCCUCCACAUACACACACCGACACGACACGGUAAACAGCCAAGCGGCCCGUGGUGGACACGAAGUGAAUCACUCGAGUUGACGGCAGCUACACUCAUUACUGUAAGUGACAUUGAGCCUUAGCGAGUAAGAAGCCAAUACUUUAUCAAUACAUGUGUUCAGCAAGGACAGCACGCUAGUUCAGCUAAUAGUAAAUUGUUAAUAAGCUGAAAUGACAGCUGUCUGUAUGUAGACUAACUUAGUAUGACACUUAUCUUAAAAUACUUUUAAACUUCACUGCUGGCGGAGCCAAAUACAGGGCACAUGCCGAAUCAUCUGCAUCAUCACGCUAAUUUGAAUAAAUUUUCAGGAACUUUGAGGUGCAGUGGAAACGCAAACCACACAGAUUACCAGGAAUUCUUUUACCCAGGUGAAUAAAUUCCUGGUAAUAAAAGUUCCUGGGAACAUUGGUGGAAAAGGGGCUAUCGUUAACCUUGGAAGGAACCAGAGGGUCGAUGCUACACUUCCGCAAUGAUGCCAUGGGUCACGAUAGGUUUAUCAGCAGUAACUGUUGUAUGAGCACAGUACAGAGUGGCAGCAAUUAGCUAGCCAAUGGGAUACAAACACAUAGACGGAGCAUUACUUCCGUUCUCUGCUCAGGACGCCAUAACUCCACUCUCUCUUUACACUGCAAAUAGUUGUUUGCUGCUAUGUUAUUGCUCUGAAUGUUGUAUACAGCUCCCUUACUGACGUUAAUGACUUAAAUAUUCAUUCCGCUCAAAAUGAACCACCGGCUUCACUGUUAAAAUGAGCUCUCAACAUAAAGUUGCAGCGAAAUGUCAAAUGAAUAAUAAAAUCAGCCUGACGAUUACUCUGCAAUGAAAUUUAUCUCCUUAUUGUUCACAGAAGCUCAUAUGCAACGGUGACAAAUUUACUGAAUAAAUGUACUGUAACUGAAAAGAAAAAAUAACAGCUAUAUUAAAACAGAUGCUAUAAUACUGAUUAAGGUUUAUCGUUCGUUGAACU
Messenger RNA from Epinephelus fuscoguttatus (brown-marbled grouper), 3639 nucleotides. It is a transcript of the gene hs3st2, whose product is annotated as heparan sulfate (glucosamine) 3-O-sulfotransferase 2. The coding region runs from base 620 to 1750 and encodes 376 amino acids. The transcript is spliced from 2 exons. The record is from RefSeq and is a predicted model, not a curated record. Lineage: Eukaryota; Metazoa; Chordata; Actinopteri; Perciformes; Serranidae. Gene Ontology annotation, molecular function: [heparan sulfate]-glucosamine 3-sulfotransferase activity.